Molecule: messenger RNA, 2336 nt
Organism: Vigna angularis (adzuki bean)
Lineage: Eukaryota; Viridiplantae; Streptophyta; Magnoliopsida; Fabales; Fabaceae
Product: protein FLUORESCENT IN BLUE LIGHT, chloroplastic
Exons: 8
Coding region: 62-1291 (409 amino acids)
Biological process (GO): chlorophyll biosynthetic process
Molecular function (GO): protein binding; metal ion binding
Source: RefSeq, a predicted model, not a curated record
UACUUUAAAACAAGCUAUCAGAAAGAGAUGAGUAAUUUGGCUCUACAGUUGUGAGGUGCCUAUGGCUUCGUCUCUUUCAUUUCCGAUCCUCAUUCCGUUCGCAAUGGAAUCCCCGUCGUGUGUGACGGUGCCGCAUAUGGCAUUUUCCAAACCUCCGAAGCACCACCGUCCUUUGGUCAGAGGUCGAGUCAGAGUUAGACCGGUAAAUCGCCGCCUCAACUCCGCUACGCUGUUCCGGUGCUCUUCCGCCGCGGACGACGCUGUCAUCACCCUUCACGUUGGGGGAAUGAUGUGCGAAGGAUGCGCUAAUAGCGUCAAAAAGCUUUUAGAAAGCCGACCUCAUGUGUUGUCUGCUCGGGUAAAUUUGGCAUCAGAGAUAGCAAUUGUUUCGCCUGCACCUGAAGAAAAACCGGCACCAAAUUAUCUAAAGCGAUUAGGGGAGGAACUUGCACAGCAUUUAACUACCUGUGGUUUUACAUCUACCCUUCAAGGAAAAUUGGCUUGUCUUUCGUUAAAAUUGGACAAGAUUAUUCCACGCUUUGAAUAUACACUUGAUGGGUCUUCAAAGGUUUCAACUUUGUUGCACUACUCAAAGUAUAAGGAAGACAUGCACCAAAGGUUCCCAUCACUAAUAGUUGUAGCAAGCAAUAUUUUGAUGUUCUCUAUGCCUAAUACAGCUUUGGCUGAAACUUGUGAGGCUGAUAACUCUUUUUUCAAUAUGCCUAUAUUGCUAGCGGUAGCCCUCAUUGGAGCCACAGUUGGAGGGUUGCUUGCUCGGCAAAGAAGAAAUGAAUUACAACGGGUAAACGAGCAAUUAAUCCAAAUCAAUGCAGCAUUAAGGAAGCAAGCCAAAAUCGAGUCUUAUGCUCCUAGCUUGAGUUAUGCUCCCAUUGGUGGUGGUAGGAUACCUGAUAAUGAAAUUAUUGUUGACCCAAAGAAGCAAGAACUAAUUUCUAAGUUGAAAAAUGGAAAGAACUUUCUAAGGAAUCAACAGUUGGAUAAAGCAUUCAUAGAGUUUAAGAAUGCACUUGAGCUUGCCCAGAACCUAAAGGAUCCUAUCGAAGAAAAAAAGGCUGCCAGAGGUCUAGGAGCCUCAUUGCAGAGACAGGGAAAAUAUCGAGAUGCUAUAAAAUAUCAUUCCAUGGUUUUGGCCAUCUCUGAACGAGAAGGGGAGGACUCAGGCAAUACAGAGGCGUUUGGGGCAAUUGCUGAUUGUUACACUGAGCUUGGAGAGCUUGAGAAAGCAGGCCAAUUCUAUGACAAAUAUAUUGCAAGACUAGAAAAGGACUAACAUGACAUGUUUCAUGUGGAUUUUCUUUUUUCUUUCUAAUCCACCCUAUAUGAAGUGAUUAUUUUUUUGAUCGAAAAUGCUUAAAUGGACUUUUUGAGGCUUCGGUAAAAAGGAUACAUCAUGUUUCCGAGAUUGAAAUAUUAGUCCUUAAGGUGAGAUUAUAUUAGAUUAGAUUGUUCUUAUUUGCAUUUUUAUUUUGUUAUGGAUAUCACUUGAACUUAAUGUUAGUAGAUAGUUUUAUAAUUUCAAGGAUAUUGUUUGAAUACUUAAUAUAUUAUCUUUAGGUGUUCUUGAGUUGAAUUGAAUUUGUAUUUAAUGCAUGUUAUAUGAUUUAUAUACCAGGUAUAUAAUUGAUUGCAUAUUACAUAGGGAUAUUUUUGUAUUGCUAGUCAAUUAUAUGAAUUUUUUAGAUAAUUUUUCAAGUUUUUCCUCGUAUUUAUCAAUGGAUUAAUCUCUCGGUAAUAUACUUAUACAGUAGUUCAUGGAUAGAAGUGUCAAAGUAGGUUCAAAUUAGUGAGCCAACCUAACUUCACUUACAAGUUUGAGGGUUGGAUUGGAAAAAAAAUAUAGUUUUUCAAAUGUAGGUCAAACUGAACCUGUCAGUUUCGAGCUGAGUAGAAGGUAAGUUGAUCCGUAACCCACCAACAAUAAUCUUUUAUUAUUUUUUGUCACAUUUUUUUUUAUAAUUGUUUACUACUUCUAAUUAUAUAGGUUGGUAUUAUGAUCUUUUUGAAUAUUAUAAUGCUAUUAAAUAAUGUUUGAAUAAUUUGAAUGUUUGAUUUAUCUGCUCGGGUUGGAAAAAAAAUCUAGUUUUUUAAAUGUAGGUCAAACUGAACUCAUCAGUUUUGAGUUGGGUAGAAUUGGAUUGAAGAUAAAGAAGAUAGCAACUGAAGCAGUUAUUUCUUCAGAUACAAAUGCAGAAGAGUGGUACAUGGACUCAAUGAUGUCUCUUUUAACAAACUAGGCUUUUAUCAAAUCUUAUAUCCUCGGUUCUCAGAUAUACAAGACAGGUUUAUAAUAAGAAUGUAUGUUGCCUUAUUGUCAA